GUCAACUCUGAUCAAAUGCAAGUUAUUUACCAACAAAGCUCGGCUUUGACUUAUGAGAGGAAAGGCUCUCGACAAGUUUCCACCAUUGGUCCAGAUGAGAAGCAGGCAUUUACCCUAAAUGUAGCAAUCUCAGCUAGUGGGGUCCUUCUUCCAUUCCAGGUGAUCUUCAAAGGCAAGACUAAAGCUAGUCUCCCUGCCCCAGGUUCUCCCUCACACGAUGAAGCCAAUCAACUUGGUUUUCUAUUUGAGUUCUCAGGCAGCGAUAAUUACUGGGCAAAUGAAGUUGUCAUAUCCAUACAAUCCCAACCUCUGCUCCAGGCUCCCGGAACUCCGAAACUGACUCGGAGCCCUAAUUCCCUUCCAUCUCCUUCUCCUUGCCGACUCCCAAGAGGUUACCCCACCUCCGGCUCCAACACCACCUUCAGUCCGACUCUGGAACAUUCCGGGUCCGACCUCAACCUCGACACCUUCCAGACAAGCACACAACACGUAUGCUCCCAACUCCAGACCUCCACUCCAGAAUCCCAUUUGCAUCUCUGUCUCUGGAACCUCCGGUCUUAG
This is a messenger RNA of Cantharellus anzutake, 561 nucleotides long. RefSeq lists its product as uncharacterized. The annotation marks the transcript as partial. Lineage: Eukaryota; Fungi; Basidiomycota; Agaricomycetes; Cantharellales; Hydnaceae. The record is from RefSeq and is a predicted model, not a curated record. The transcript has a single exon.